Messenger RNA from Aspergillus oryzae RIB40, 1035 nucleotides. RefSeq lists its product as uncharacterized. The record is from RefSeq and is a predicted model, not a curated record. Bases 1 to 1035 code for a protein of 344 amino acids. Lineage: Eukaryota; Fungi; Ascomycota; Eurotiomycetes; Eurotiales; Aspergillaceae. The transcript is spliced from 2 exons.
AUGGUAUAUCCCUCGAGGGUCAAUGUUGGCGUUCGAAGGUUCUUUGAACCAAUAGUUUAUUUAAAGCCACCCAGACAUUGGGGCCUCUGUCUAUCUACCCUACUCACAGAGUCAGUUAUCCAGACCUUCCCAAAAAGAACACUCCGUCUCAACCUGGGGUCUUCGUCGCCCUUUUCUCAAAUAUUCCUAAAACAAAGAUCGUCCACGAUGUCCUCCCCUCAGAACGGAAUCGAUUACUCAACGGAUUCCUCCGUAACCACCGAAUUUCGGAGACAGGAUAACACUCACCAACACGCCCUGGAAGCAUACAAACUGCGAGAUCUCACCUCAUGUCUCGAACGCCUGACCCGCGCCCAACUCAUCGAAGUUCUGCAAGCUGCAGGAAACGAUUAUGUGGAAGUGCGUAAGCUAGUGCAGUCGAAAGUAUCAGAGCAAAUGGACGACAAGACCCGGAUAUACCGCUGCGAAAUGAGUGAUGUAAUGAGCUUCAGGGGUUGUCGUGAGGCCGCCCGAAAAGCAAUGGAGGAGGCAGAGAGUCGCGUUCGAUUCUUGCGUUUAUGGAACAGCUUGCCAGACAGUGGCAAUGAUGAUUUCACAAACAUGGUUCAACUCAUCGCUGAUCACUGUGGGGCGUUUGCGCACCCACAAACUCGUCUCAACGGGCUUACAGUUCUGUGUGAGAUGUGUUAUAUUUUCAUGGAUGUGGCUCGCGAUGACUUUUGGGAGCAAGAUCAAAGCAAGUAUGGCUGGGAUGUGAGUAUUGAAAAUGCUAUGUUGGAGAUAGCCACCGCCAUGACGCCAGCUGAGAGACAGGCUGUGGUUGAUGAUGAUGACUUGUGGUCUGCUCUGGUUUAUGUGUAUCAGGAAUCAGAUGAGAAGAUAUUCCGUGCCUUUAAAGAUGUGAUAGAUGAGUUCCCCAAGGUGGACACUGGAGCUGAAGAUGAUGGAGGGGAGAACGAUGAAUUACGGUCUUUAUUCGAAGAGAGUGAUCAAGAUGGUGAACAAAACGAGGUCGACAUGUCGGAGGCUGAAUAG